AUGCAGGAGGAAGAGGAAGAGGAAGAGGCGGCACACUGUGGACAUUUACAGCUGCGGACAGCUGGACUGCCGGCAGGGCUGGAAAGAAGUUCGAGCCGGAAGUCCGUCGUCUUCUUCUCCUUCUUUAUGUUUGCCGGAAACUUCAUUCACUUUUGCACAACAAACACGAUGGCGGCGACAGACGGAGAAACAAACCAUGAAAAAGACAAACUGGAGUUUUCUCUGGACGUUCCCUUCCCGUCGUCUCGUGAGGCCGCCAUCGUUCUGUGCUCGCUGGCGCCGGACCGAGAGCCGAGGAAAGGUGGCAUCAGCAAACAGCUGUCGGUGUCCGGCAGCACGCUGUCUGUGAGGUGGAGCGCAGAUGAAGCUCGAAUCCUCAGAGUGUCUGUGAACUCGUUUCUGGAUCAUCUGUCGCUUGUUAUGGAGACCAUGGAGAUGUUUGGUCCUCCUGUUUCCCACUGAGGCUGGACAGUAGUUUCACGACUGAUUUCAUUCCCUCGUCUUCCACUUGGACUCUUCAGGUGUGACAGGUUGUUACCGUUACGACUGGCAGCUUAACGCGUGUGAUGAAACUGUUUGUUUUAAGGAGGAAAAUCUGUUUGCUUCAGUGGAACCAAGGAGCCGGUGCUUCGACUGUGGUGGGGGUUUUUUUAUUUAAAUGUCCGUUGUUAAAGCAAAAGGCUGCUGUUACCUGACAGAGCAGACAUCGAUCCGCUGCAUUUGGGCUCAAACAGUGGAUUGAUCAAAUUAUUAAAUCAAACUAAAGUAUUCUCUGGUUCCAGCUUUCCAAAUGUUUCUGUUUUACAUCUUUGUAAAUCAAUUACUGAAGGACGUCACCUCGGUCUCUGAAACUGUGACGGACAUUUCUGAUUAUUUUCUAGCAUUUUAUAAACUAAACGAUCCAUCAAAAAGAUGAUCAGAAGAUGAAUCGUUUGCUCUUUAUUAUAUCCUCCACAAUUUAGCAUUUAUGUCCUUUUUUCAGAUCAAUACUUGAGAAAGUAUUUGUCACCAACUCCAACUGCCAGUGAAACAUCCAUUAUUGGAGGCUCCUGUGUGAACAGAAAAGAAAUGAUAAUUCUAGUUAUAACUGCUGACAGACACUGAACAUUAAAUAACACGUUAAAUAACCUUAUGUCUGCUCAAAGCUACAUUAUAGUGUGUUAUAAACCACUGAUUAUAUGUUAUGAGUCAGUAAAAAUGAUGAUAAAAAUAACGAUAAGUUACAGCCUGAAUCUACACAAUAAAAUGUUUGGUGGUGAAAUGAGUUUUGUGCUUUUU
Chelmon rostratus (copperband butterflyfish) is the source of this 1278-nucleotide messenger RNA. Its product is annotated as EKC/KEOPS complex subunit Lage3. Lineage: Eukaryota; Metazoa; Chordata; Actinopteri; Chaetodontiformes; Chaetodontidae. Bases 1 to 462 code for a protein of 153 amino acids. The transcript has 4 exons. The record is from RefSeq and is a predicted model, not a curated record. Gene Ontology annotation, cellular component: EKC/KEOPS complex.